Molecule: messenger RNA, 4541 nt
Organism: Pongo pygmaeus (Bornean orangutan)
Lineage: Eukaryota; Metazoa; Chordata; Mammalia; Primates; Hominidae
Gene: ZNF385D
Product: zinc finger protein 385D
Exons: 8
Coding region: 566-1753 (395 amino acids)
Cellular component (GO): nucleus
Molecular function (GO): zinc ion binding; nucleic acid binding
Source: RefSeq, a predicted model, not a curated record
AAUUACACGUUAAUGGCAGAACUCGCCUUAACCACGUCCCUCCUGCACAGUGGUGAAUUUCUCCUGUGUGUUCCUGUGUGGAUCCCGAGACCCUUCUCGCUUUAAGAGAGCCUCCCGCGCCCCUCACUCCGCCCCUUCCCAAGUCUCUGGGCUCGUCAAAGCUUCCCGAGAGCCAUGGUUGGUCCAGGCAGGCAAUCGGAGCACCUCAUGGAGCGGCUGCUAACCCAGGGUGGGGUGGGGUGGGGUGGAGGGGUCUGUUUGUAGUACUCUCAGUCCUGAUGUCACAGGCGCGGCAAGGACAUCGCAAGGAGGAGUCGGAUUACAGUAAGGAUGGGCAGUGCGGCAGGCAGCCCGAGCGCACUCUCCAGCCGCCGGGGAUCUUAGCCCUGGAAAAGCAGCCUGCAAGGCGCUCAUCCCGCGGAGGAGGCACGCUCUCGGCGCUCGCUGCUCUCCACGCCGGGGACACUUCCACCGAAUGUAGCAUGAAACGGCUCUGCUCUGCGUACCAGCCUUGGGUGAGAGCUGAUGCUGAAGACACCGCGGUGGGAUUCCAGCUGUCUGAUUAAUGAGAAACAUAAUGUAUUUUGGUGGUACAUGCCAGAGUCCUGCUCUCCCGGCCCUUGUCCGUCCACCAGCCCCUCCUUUGCAACCAUCGCUGGAUAUUAAACCAUUUCUUCCCUUUCCUCUUGACACUGCAGCUGCAGUCAACCUCUUUCCCAAUUUCAAUGCGAUGGACCCAAUUCAGAAAGCUGUAAUAAACCAUACAUUCGGAGUUCCUCUUCCCCAUCGAAGAAAGCAAAUCAUAUCAUGCAACAUUUGCCAGUUGAGAUUUAAUUCUGAUAGCCAGGCUGCGGCCCACUACAAAGGCACGAAACAUGCCAAGAAGCUCAAAGCACUGGAAGCCAUGAAAAAUAAGCAGAAAUCUGUAACUGCCAAGGACAGCGCAAAGACUACCUUCACCUCCAUCACUACCAAUACCAUCAAUACCAGCUCUGACAAAACAGACGGUACUGCAGGGACACCAGCAAUAUCAACGACGACAACUGUGGAAAUCCGCAAAAGCAGUGUUAUGACAACUGAGAUCACCUCUAAAGUGGAAAAAAGCCCAAUGACAGCCACUGGCAAUAGCUCAUGUCCUUCUAUUGAGACUGAGGAAGAAAAGGCAAAACGGCUUCUUUACUGUUCGCUAUGCAAGGUUGCUGUCAACUCUGCCUCGCAGCUGGAGGCGCACAACAGUGGUACUAAGCACAAAACCAUGCUAGAAGCCCGGAAUGGAAGUGGCACUAUCAAAGCCUUUCCUAGGGCAGGAGUGAAAGGCAAAGGACCUGUUAAUAAAGGAAACACAGGCCUCCAAAAUAAAACAUUUCACUGUGAAAUCUGUGAUGUGCACGUCAACUCGGAAACACAACUUAAACAGCACAUUAGCAGUAGAAGGCACAAAGACAGAGCUGCUGGGAAGCCCCCGAAACCUAAAUACAGUCCUUACAACAAACUACAGAAGACAGCACAUCCACUGGGGGUAAAAUUAGUAUUCUCAAAAGAACCUUCAAAGCCAUUGGCUCCACGAAUUCUACCAAAUCCUCUAGCAGCUGCAGCAGCCGCAGCAGCAGUGGCAGUGAGUUCCCCCUUCAGUCUUCGAACUGCUCCAGCAGCAACACUGUUCCAGACUUCUGCGCUUCCUCCAGCACUCCUGCGGCCAGCUCCUGGACCCAUUCGGACCGCCCACACUCCUGUGCUGUUUGCUCCUUACUAAAUUCCAAAUAGGAGUAAUUGUACUGCAAUAAUUUUUCAAAAAACAAAAAACAAACAAAAGAGAACUAUGCAGUGUUUAUUUAUAGUUUAAAGUAUAUCUGAAGAGCCAGGACUUUUGAUAGUGAAUUGAAAAGGUUAUAAAAAAGGGGGGGAGGUUUGGGGGUGGGAGGGAGGGAGUGGUAUUUUCUCCAAAUUAAAGCAUUCCUCUUGAACGUUGAUUGUUUUAGAAGUGAUCUCCAGCAUUGAUUUGUAGUGGUAUCUAGAACUUCUGAAGCCUCUGUGACUGUGCUUUUGGGCACCUAUUUCCCUCUGCAUUGUCUUUCCUGCUUUAUGAAACAACUAUACAUUGUCUAAGGGCAUUAACUGGUUCCAAUGUAUAUAAAAUAAUUUACUCUGUAGAUUAAAAUCAUACAAAAAAGGAAAAAAACAAAAACAAAAGCAACACUGUGAAUAGUACUACCCGUGCUGGUCCUCUUGCUAUGACAGCAAUUACUGGGUAUUUAUCCCAACAAAAGUAGAUACAGUAGAUGUCUUGUAAAACAAUAGUGCUGUGUCUCAAUCUAUGCCACUAGGUUUUAAAGAAUUGCAAAGGUAGAAUGAAAAACUAUUUCAUACCAAUAAGCAGUCAAAAAAUAAACAUACACCAGAUGGUGUCAUGGAGGUCUCCCUGGUCAGCAUUCUCCCCUCCUAUAUAGCUUGAAGAUAUAACAGGGCUAAGCUUAGAGAUGGGGGAGGCAUUAAUAAAGGUGAUUUUUUAUGAAGUCGUAACUUCCCACCCUGAAGAUAUAUUGCUGGAAACAGGGAAGUGUUUAUAAUGAACCUAUAUCUGAAAACAGAUAAACCCAUGCAUCAUGGGUGUUAAGAAAGAAAUCAGUACAACUCUUCUGUUUCAAGGAUGAAGGAUCAUAACCUAGAAUGAUAAUGCAAAGUAAAGAUCUUUCAUUUAGUACAUAUCCAGUAAAAACAGAGAAUGUUGCAUCUCUGCAGUAUCCCCUUUAUAUCAUACCAGUAGGGUUGUUUCUUAGGCAAGGUUUCUGCUUUAAGUAUGAUGGCAGAAUUAAGCAUUAGCUAUUUUUAUGAGUUCUUCUUGUUUUUUUAGAUUUCCUGCUGACAUGAUAUAAACAAUUAAUAUAUAUUUAAAUGUUAAUAACAACAGGAAAUAUGAAUCUGAGUUAAUUGCACACCAAUGACAUAGUGUUAAAAAAUACUGGUAAGUUCCACUCGACAAUUAUUUCUCCAGUGGAGUUGUGAAAUACUGACAGCCUUUGAGAUUCACCAUCAGGCUGAAAGAAGUUGAUGUUUUACCUUUAAAACAAGAUUUAUCAGGGGUAUAUAUAAAUAUAUGUAUAUUGUAUAUAUGUUAGAAAGAUUAAGAGAAUAAGUUAUAAAAAGAAAAAAAUCUAUAUAAAAUAAUUAUAUAACCAUCCAGUGUUACAUGUUAUCAUUAAAUUGGUAACAAAUGGCAUAAAAAUAGCUGUGCCUUUAAUUUGUGAUAAAGGCUAUUUGCUUUUUCCCAUAGAAAGCUGACAUAUGCCUAUCAAAAUGGUGGGGUUUGAUGCAGCCAGUCUGUUGCAUUAAUAGGAACAAUGACACUCAAACUAGAAUAAUGACAAAACAUACAUGAUUUAGGUUUAGAGAAAAAACUAUUUUUGAAAAGGUUUUGUAAAGACUAUUUAAAAAUAUAGGGAAGGAUUGGGUGUGGCCUUCCUGAAACUGCUCUCAAAGUGUUGUAACCCUUGGAGAGGUAUAAAGAAUCAAGAGGAAACCAUUUGAGACAUAGGUGUUUAGCACUUAUCAUUUUAUAUUUAAGAAACACCCAUAGCGUGCUUGGUGCUCAACAUUAAACAUGGUUUUUUGGAGUUCUCCACCAUCUAGCUAUAGAAAUUUGUCAUAUAAAUGAAUCUUUAAAGCAGUUGGCUUUAUAUAUCUUUUGUUAACCAACCAAAACAAAAACAAAAAAAAGAAGGAAGGAAGGAAGGAAGGAAGAAUGGAAGGAAGGAAGGAAGAAAGGAAGGAAGGAAGGAAGGAAGGAAGGAAGGAAAGGGGAAGGGGAAGGGAAGGAAAAAAAGGAAGGAAUAAGGGAAGAUAAUGUGUUCCAUAAGUAUUCUGGUAGAAAGAAUUUCAAACCAUGCUUCCCUGGUUAAAUAUAUUGAUUAGCAUUAAAAUUUGUUUUGAAAGUAUCUGGUGAUUUUGCAUUUACCAGCAUCUCUAUUCUCUAGUUUUAGCAAGUGUUUCCUUUUUCACCUACAGACCCUGGUAGUUCAGCCAGGUGGAUAGUUGCCCAUAAGUCUGUUGUUUGGGGCUCUGUCUGUAUCCCAUGUGACCAGCUUCUAACCAUUUUGAACUUUAGUUUCCCUUUUCUGUUAUGUCAAAUAUUUUGAUUUUCCAUAAUCAUCCUGAGUCCCUAUCCAACAAUCUUUAAAAAUGAUACAGCCUCACUUUCUGUUAGAGAACUUAGUGUUAAUUAAUGCAGUCUCACUAAAACGUGCUUUUGCUGUUCUUCCCCAUUUUCACCAAAGUGAAUGAGCCAGUCCACUAGAAAUCGGGGCCUAUGGGAUACACAGUGUCCUGGGUCACAAGGCAUUACUGUCUUUAAUGAUUUGCUGGGAACAAACAAAUCAGCCAUAUUUUCUCCAUCAGCCAUAUGAGAAAUCUCAGAAAUACCUGGAUCCCUUCUGCCUCACUUUGCUAUGGAACCAUUUUUGUUUAAAUGGUCUUUUAAAUUGGAGUUGUAAGCAUCAGUUGUCUUUUAUUCACUACCUAAUAAAGGAUGAAGCCUAACCACAGAA